CGCCGCUACGACGCGCCAGGCUCUGCCCGGCCAGACCUGUGCCUGGUGUGCUCCCUGGGGCCCGAGCUGCAGGCCGUCAUGAUGCUGACUAGGAUUCGCAAGCCCGGCCAGCCGCCCGAGCCGCGGCCGGACGGGGAGCCGCCGUCGCUGCUGGCCGCGCACCACUGCUUCCUCAGCGCCCCGCUGGCGGCGCAGGGUCAGUAG
Monoraphidium neglectum is the source of this 204-nucleotide messenger RNA. RefSeq lists its product as hypothetical. The record is from RefSeq and is a predicted model, not a curated record. The annotation marks the transcript as partial. Lineage: Eukaryota; Viridiplantae; Chlorophyta; Chlorophyceae; Sphaeropleales; Selenastraceae. The transcript has a single exon.